AUGCAGGAUUUUCUACAGAAUGUGACUGAGAAUAAUUCUACUGACUGCAUCAUUAAUCACAGCAUACACCAGACUUUAUCCCCCACUAUAUACAUAUUUGUCUUUGUAGUAGGUCUCCCAGCUAACUGCCUCUCGCUGUACUAUGGAUACCUACAGAUCAGGGCCAAAAAUGAACUGGGGAUCUAUCUGUGCAAUUUGACUAUAGCAGACCUGUUCUACAUCUUCUCUUUGCCCUUCUGGCUCCAGUACGUUUUGCAGCAUGACAACUGGACCUAUGACACAGAUCUGUGCAAAAUCUGUGGCAUACUCCUGUAUGAGAAUAUCUAUAUCAGUGUGGGCUUCCUCUGCUGCAUCUCCAUUGACCGCUAUCUAGCAGUGGUACAUCCUUUUCGUUUCUAUCAGUUUCGGACAAUAAAGGCUGCUGUGGUGGUGAGCAUCAUAAUCUGGGGCAAGGAAAUUCUGAUGAGCUGGUUUUUCUUUAAGAAAGCUGAAAUUAGUAAGGAUGCAGAGAGUCAUACAAUAUGCUUUGAACAUUAUCCCAUCAAAAAUUGGGAGCACAACAUCAAUUACUAUCGCUUCUUUGCUGGCUUCCUUUUCCCCUUCUUCCUACUGCUCUUUUCUUACUGUGGCAUUUUACGAGUUGUCUGCAAGAGCCAUGGCACUCAAAAGAAGACAAAAAUCCAAAUUAAACGUCUGGUUUCAAGCACAGUUGUCAUUUUCUUGGUUUGCUUUGGACCAUACCACAUCCUGUUGGUAAUUCGCAGCUUGUUUGAGAAAAACUGCAUGUUUGCAGGGAAAAUCUUUAACAUUUAUCACUUUUCUCUCUUGUUGACUAGUUUUAACUGUGUUGCUGACCCAGUAUUGUACUGCUUUUCCAGUGAGAGCACCUACCAGAAUUUUGUCAAAAUGAGAGACUCCAGUUUAACAUGCUUAAGAUGUUUAAAGACUAAAACCAAGGUAUCCUACCAGCUGAAAACUCCAGAAACCCUCAGAAAAAGCAGCAGUGUACGAGCGGAUGAAGAGCCAGAGUUAUUAAACAAACUACAUACUGUUAAUGAAAUGAAAGACUUUUCCAUCGCCAGUAUAGACAGACUUUAGCACCCAUUAGAAAGGGAGACUGAUCUAAAGUUUCCAGGUCUAAGUUUGGGCUUCAGUCUUUGGUUUAUAAACGUAUUGCAACUGCUUUACAUUCUAAAGAGCUUAAUAACUCAUCAGUACUGUAAGCAGAGCUGAGCUGAUACUCUUUCCACAGGGGAAAUUCCUUAGUUCCCUUGAAGAAAAGGAGUACUUGUGGCACCUUAGAGACUA
Caretta caretta (loggerhead turtle) is the source of this 1308-nucleotide messenger RNA. It is a transcript of the gene GPR68, whose product is annotated as G protein-coupled receptor 68. Gene Ontology annotation, biological process: G protein-coupled receptor signaling pathway; cellular response to pH. The record is from RefSeq and is a predicted model, not a curated record. Gene Ontology annotation, cellular component: membrane. Gene Ontology annotation, molecular function: G protein-coupled receptor activity. Lineage: Eukaryota; Metazoa; Chordata; Testudines; Cheloniidae.